Messenger RNA from Polypterus senegalus (gray bichir), 2180 nucleotides. RefSeq names its product SPT7 like, STAGA complex subunit gamma (gene supt7l). The record is from RefSeq and is a predicted model, not a curated record. Gene Ontology annotation, molecular function: transcription coactivator activity; protein heterodimerization activity. Lineage: Eukaryota; Metazoa; Chordata; Cladistia; Polypteriformes; Polypteridae. Gene Ontology annotation, cellular component: SAGA complex. The transcript is spliced from 5 exons. Bases 178 to 1431 code for a protein of 417 amino acids.
UUGUCUUUGUGACGCACCAAGUGGCCUUCCAUAGGUGAAUCGAGCCCGAUCAUCAGAGCGAGGGGGUGUCGAGCGCACCUGUCAGCGCGGUGACCCACUUCAGACCCAUCACCUUUAUAAACAAUUGCCAUUGUGAUCCAGUGGUUGGGUAGCACUGCACUAAGGUAACUGACCAUAAUGAUGCGCUACUGGGGGGAGAUUCCUGCCCCUGCAGCACCGCCCAGCCGGAGCUCCUUCGAUCUCCUACAGCGGGAGUUCCGCUCAGUAGAGGUACAAGACCCCCCAAUGCACCAGCCCUCCGCCCAGCGCCCUCGGCCAACGACCAUGCUGGACAUUCCCUCAGAGCCCUGCAGCCUAACAAUCCACACUAUUCAACUCGGCCAGCAUGCCCGCCGUCUUCGUGCCCUCCUGGCAGCCACACAGGGUCAGUCUCAGGGUGAGGGGGCAGCGAGCGGGGCUAAUCGGCUGGACGAAAGUGAAGGUCUGCCUCCUCGGCCUGUAACUCCUGCUCUGCCUGAUGAUUUACUCCCUCUUGACAGUAAGGCUCCUUAUCAGCCAUUCCAGCUGCGGCACAGUGAUCCGGAAAGUGACUUCUACAAAGGCAAAGGAGAGCCUGUGACAGAACUUAACUGGCCAUCAUGUCGUCAGUUACUCUAUCAGUCGGUUGCUACCAUUCUGGCUCAUGCAGGCUUUGAAAUGGCUAAUGAAAGUGUUCUGGAGACCCUGACGGACUUGGCUCAUGAAUACUAUCUUCGUCUCACCCGACUGCUACGUGUGGCGGUGGAUCGUGAGGCUCGCCUUGGAACUACACCUUUCCCUGAUGUGGUGGAGCAGGUAUUUCAUGAGACCGGCAUUGGCAGUGUGCUGGCACUGCAGAAGUUCUGGCAGCAACGUAUAAAAGAUUACCAUAGCUACAUGCUUCAGGUGAGCAAGCAGCUUUCUGAGGAAUAUGAGAGGUUGGUGAAUCCUGAGAAGGCAGCAGAGGACACCAAACCCUUAAAAAUCAAAGAAGAACCCCUCAGUGACAUCACCUUUCCCAUCAAUGAGGAGCUGGAGGCUGACUUAGCACCUGGUGACCAAUCCCUACCCAUCGGAGUGCUGGGCGCACCUAGUGAGAGAUUUUCAUCAGGCCUUGAGGUGGAAAACUCUCCUCACACAGCAGCUGCUGCCAAUAACAAUUCCCCAUUGUGGGUCUUAGCUCAAGUUAAGAUAGAGCCACAGGACACUGAGGAAGGGCAGGUGUCUGGGCACGCCGUUCUAAGUGGUGACGUCUUUGAGGAGCCCAUGUCCACUAUUAGUGAGACUGGCAUCCCCCCUUCUCCGGGUGGGGCUGGCUCUGAAGGCAGCUAUGGUUCCCACUCUCCAGACAGUCUCAUGGGAUCUUCACCUGUCUUCAACCAGAAUCCUAAAAAGCGCCUUAAAAAGGUAUGAUGAGAAGAAAUGUCUGCUUUACGCUGCCCAAGAAGUGGGUAUUGGAAAGGCUUGAUGACUGAUAAUUGCUGCAUUUCCUGCUUCUCCAUGGCUUUGACUUCUCAUGGAGCAGAUGAUCACUGAUGCGGUAGAAAUAUGAACUAGGCUGGACGAAUGGCCGCAAGAGAGCUUUGAUUGUGGCGUGCUGACAUUGCUGUGCCAGUUCAGCAUACUGUCCUUAACACUUGGACAAUAAAGCUUUAGGUUCUUCACUGGAAGAGACAUCUGAGUUGUUGUGAAGUACAGGACAUCUGCCACUUCCAUACAACAAACACUCGGGAAUGACAUUUUGAAGAUGCCAUCCAUUUUAGGUCCUGGACAUGGAGCAUUGUCACAAAGGGCACAACUUGGCAUCAUAUAGUUGCUUUUGAAAACAGUGGUUGUUUCUGUUCAGGGUUUGUUCUGCGUCAGAUUCAGGGAAUCAUCCAACAUCAAAGCUGAGCGUAAUGAACUGAUGAGGAUUACAAAGAGCCCGUUAAUAUCCACAACACCUGUGGAAGUCAGUUGGGUGGUACGUCUCUCUGAUUUUAUGAAAUAAACCAAGCUCUUUGGUCCUUUUGAUUCAGGAACUGUGCUUAGAUUUGUUAUCCAGAUAACGGAUACCUUUUUCAAUUUUACCUUGCAGAUGUUGCCCUGUAUAAGAAAAAUCAACGGCAUUGAAAUGACAACUGUUGUUAGCAUCACGUGUGUUAAGUAAAAAUAUGAAAGAC